Xyrauchen texanus (razorback sucker) is the source of this 4742-nucleotide messenger RNA. Its product is annotated as complement C3-like. The record is from RefSeq and is a predicted model, not a curated record. The coding region runs from base 173 to 3832 and encodes 1219 amino acids. NCBI's taxonomy places the organism in Eukaryota, Metazoa, Chordata, Actinopteri, Cypriniformes, Catostomidae. The transcript is spliced from 35 exons. Gene Ontology annotation, molecular function: endopeptidase inhibitor activity.
GCAGUCAUCAUAUGAUGAACCAGCUUGCAGCAGACUCAAGCGUUAACAUUCGGCAGUUCAUGCAAGGUCUGAGAGUUUAGUUGGGCUCCCGGUGAUUGUGGAGGCGGAUAUAAAUCUGUUGCUGCUGCACAAACCUAAACAGACGCUCACAGCAAGACACACACAGACAGACAUGAUGGAUGUGAAGCUCCUGUGGCUCAUUGUUGUUCUUCUUUCUUCACCCCUGCUGACACUGUGUGACCCACUGUAUGUUCUGUCGGCCCCACAUUUGCUGAGGGUGGGUUCCAAUGAGAACGUGUUUGUGGAGGCUCGGGACUACAAAGGAGGAGACCUGAACGUGAGGAUCUCAGUAAAGGAUUACCCACGCAAACACUCAGAGAUACUGUCCAAAUCAGUGACCCUGAAUGCCGCCAACAAUUACCAGAUCCUUACAGACAUAAAGAUCACUGUUGAUAACUUCAGAGAUCCUCCUGUGGAGAAGCAUUAUGUGUAUCUACAAGCUCACUUCCCAUCCAAUAUUCUGGAGAAAGUGGUUAAAGUCUCAUUCCAUUCUGGAUAUAUGUUCAUACAAACAGACAAACCCAUCUACACACCUGAAAGCACAGUUCUUUACCGGAUUUUCUCUCUGACUCCAAACCAGCAACCACACAGUCUGCCUUAUAUCUUAGUGGAAAUCACGGAUCCAGAAGGCAACAUAGUUGAGAUGAAGAAGAUACAUCCAGCACAAGGGAUGAUAUCCCUAAAAUACCCCAUACCUGAAAUUGCAAGCCCUGGGAUCUGGAAGGUGGUCACACGAUACAUAAAUACUCCACAGAGGAUAUUUACUGCAGACUUUGAGGUCAAAGAAUACGUGCUUCCAACGUUUGAAGUCACAUUAAUGCUAAGUAAGACAUAUUUCCAUGUGCAUGAUGACGUUCUGGAAGUUGACAUAAGCGCAGAAUACCUGUCUGGAACGAAGGUUUCUGGACAUGCAAUAGUUGUGUUUGGCGUGAAGAAAGAAACUAUUAUGACCAGUAUUAAUUCCUCUCUGCAAAGGGUUGAGAUAAAAAAAGGAAAAGGCAAUGCAGAGCUGACCAGCGAUAUGAUACUUCAGACCUUUCCAAACAUUGAACAGCUGGUUGGACACUCAAUCUAUGUUUCAGUCAGUGUUUUAACAGAAAGUGGCAGUGAAAUUGUAAAAGCACUCAGGCAAAGCAUUCCGAUUGUGACAUCACCAUAUACAAUUGACUUCAAAAGAAUGGCACAAUUCUUCAAACCUGGACUGCCCUUAGACGUCUCGGUUUAUUUGACAAAUCCCGACCAGACACCUGCUGAAAAUGUGGAAGUGGAGGUCAACCCUGGAGGGGUCAACGGUCGGACCAAAGCCAAUGGCAUUGUGAAGGUUACCAUCAAUUCUCAGGAAGGAUCUUCUACACUGGAGAUCACUGUAAAGACCAAUGAUCCACAAUUAAGCUCUGAACAGCAGUCAGUGAAGAGGAUGACCGCUCAAGCCUACAAGCCCAAAGACGGCUCCAACAACUACCUUCACAUUCACAUUGAUGCUGCAGAGCCUAAGAUUGGUGAUAUAAUUAAUGUCAUUUUGUAUACUUCAAAAAAUCAAGGAGCUCAAGAUUUCACUUACUUGAUCUUAAGUAAAGGGCAAAUUGUGCAAGUAAACAGGUCAAACACAGGACAAUCUCCAGCAGAACUGUCUCUCACUGUGACCAAAGACAUGGUGCCCUCCUUCCGCUUUGUGGCUUAUUAUCAUGUGGGCUCGUCUGAGGUGGUGUCUGACUCAGUCUGGGUUGAUGUGAAAGACACGUGCAUGGGAACGCUUAAAGUUGAAGUGAAGGACAAGGCAAAAUACUAUCACCCAGGAGAUGAGUUCAGCUUGCAAAUAACUGGAGACCCUGGAGCUAAAGUUGGACUGGUGGUGGUUGACAAGGCUGUGCAGGUCCUUAACAAGAACAGACUCACUCAGACUAAGAUCUGGGACAUCAUAGAGAAACGUGACAUUGGCUGUACAGCAGGUAGUGGAAAGGACAGUAUGGGGGUUUUCUAUGAUGCAGGUCUGAUGUUUGAGUCCAACAGUGCAGGAGGCACCAACAUCAGAACAGUGGAUGAGUGCCGCACCCUUUCAAAGAAUAGACGGCGGUCAGUUGAUGAGAUCGAUUCAAGGAAACAGUUUCCAGAGCAUUGGUUUCGGGACCAUGUACAUCUACCCACUUGCAAAGAUAACAACUGUGCAACAACAUCAUUCAUAAGAAACAAAAUCUUCCUGAAAGAAUCGAUCACUACCUGGCAAAUCUUAGCCAUCAGCUUGUCACAAAUAAAUGGUAUCUGUGUGGCAGAAAUUGAGGAGAUGAUCACCCAUAAGAACUUUUUCAUUGAUCUGAAGAUGCCUUAUUCAGCUGUGCACAAAGAACAAGUGGAAAUCAGGGCCAUUCUGCACAAUAAAUCCUCAAAGCGAUUGAAGGUGUUUGUGGAGUUUAUAGAGGCCGAACAUGUAUCUAGCAAAAACAGAACAGAGGUAGAAGUCAGGGCCUACUCCACUGGAUCUGUUAAAUAUGUAAUUACUCCCAUGACGGUGGGCAAACAUGUGAUUGAGGUGAAAGCUGCAACAUAUGACUUUGUCUAUACUGACGGAGUGAAGAAGACUCUGAAUGUGGUGAUGGGGGGUGUGUUAGGUCCAUUAAAGAAGAUAAAUCUCAAUCCUGCCAAGAAAGGUGGAGAACAACUUGAAGUUAUUAGAGCUGACAUACCAGCUGAUCACAUUCCAGACACACCUGCAUUCACGCACAUCACAGUAACUGGUGACGGGAUCACUCAGAUACUUCAACAGGUCAUCACAGACAUCAAACAAUCCAAGGAUCGGUUUGUUCUGCUGGGUCAUGGUAUUGGAGAGAAUAAUGUGAUCUCUAUGUCACUAUAUAUCAUUUAUGCCCAUUACUUGUACAGCACCAAUCAGUGGGACAGUUUUGGCAUGCACCACCGUGAUCAAAUCAUUAAAAAAAUCAGCACAGAUUAUCAGAGGGAGCUGAAAAUCCGUAAAGCAGACGGGUCGUACGCUGCCCCUUCAGGCGGAUCUGACACCAUAUGGCUAACAGCGUAUGUGGCGAAAGUGUUUGCAAUGGCCAGAAACCUCAUUCAUAUAGAGGAGAAUGUGAUCUGCAGCGCUCUCAAGUGGCUGGUUCCCAAACAACAGCCAGGUGGCGCCUUUAAAGUGGACAGGGAUGGUGAUGUACGGGGUAAUGAUGCUGAUGCCUCUCUCACUGCAUUUGUCCUGAUUGCCAUGCAAGAGGGCGUCGAGAUUUGUGCCCAAUCAGUUGGUAGUCUUCAUGACAGUAUGAGGAAGGCAGUCGACUAUUUGGAAUCCAGACUUCCAGAAAUGACCAAUCCUAAUGCUGUUGCGAUGACGUCCUACGCCAUGGCCAAUGCGGACAAACUCAAUAAAGACCUGCUGAUGAAGCAUUCCAACAAACAGAAAGAAGGAACUGCUUGGAUUGUCAAUGGAGAAGAGUAUCAAUCUCUAGCGGCUACAGCCUAUGCAGUGCUCGCGCUCGUGAAGGCAAAAGAGUACGACAGAGCAAGAGAGGCCGUGCACUGGCUGGACAGUAAACUGACUUACUAUGGCAGUUCUGAAAUCCCAAAAGUGGCAACCACCAUUGCAUUUCAGGCAGAGACAGAAUACAAAACACAGAUCAAGGACCCACAAAACUACCGCCUGGAAGUGGAAAUGUCUGUGGAAGGAAGACCCAAAAAACUCUGGAUUUUAACGGCCUAUAAUGCACAUGUCACAUGGUCCGAUUUAGUCCAAAAACCACAAUGUUUCUCUUCAUGUGUGGCGUCUUAAUAUUUAUUUAUUUAUUUUUGAAUGCAGCAAGUGUCCCAGAAGCCAUUGAAAAUUACAGACUCACUUUGGAAAUCUUAUACAAAAACCAAACAAGAGAUGCCACCAUGACUAUUCUAGAUAUAGGCUUACUGACGGGAUUUGAAGUGGACAAAGAAGAUCUAAUGAAGUUAGCCCCAAGGAAUACAUUAAAGAUGACCAAAGACCACUCGCAGCGAGGAUCCCUUAUCAUCUUAUUAGAUAAGGUUUCUCAUACAAAGAAAGAAAUAAUUUCCUUCAAAAUUCACAAGACUAGUAAUGUGGGUUCCCUCCAACCGGCUGCAGUCACUGCAUAUGAAUAUCACUCUCCAGAUAAACGCUGUACAAAGUUCUAUCACCUUGAAAAGUAGGAAGGCAUGGCAAACAGACUGUGUACACCAGAAAAAGGCUGGCCAAAGAUGUCCAAGAACUCUACGAGAACCAAGUCAUAAAAACUCUCACACAGAAGAACUUCUCCACAUGAAAAAACACACCCUACUGAGCAAGGACCAUAAAACGCAAAUCCCAUCCACAUUCCAGCUGUUCUCUCCCCCACAAGGCACAAACACAGACACACAAGAUGUAUGAGUGAAAAUGUAACAAAGAAAACCAUGAAAACAAAUAAUGUAACUAGCCAUGUUGAAUCGGGAAUCUGCAUUCAGAUCUCCCGCACAAAUUGCUGUGUGUAAUGACAAAGAAAUCAGGGUAUUUCUGCAGCCAAAUUGACCCACACAGAAAACUAUGUGUAUAGUCUACCAGGUAAUUUCAAUUUCUCAUGUUUGAAUAAAAUGCAACUUUAAUUAUAUUAUUAUGCUUGGUUUAUUGAUAGUAUUGAGUGUGAUUUAUUAUUUUACUUGGAUUGUUUGAAUGUGUUACCAUUACCUGGUAAAAUAAA